AUGACCCUGCCCGGGGGCCCGACGGGCAUGGCGCGGCCGGGGGGCGCGGGGUCCUGCAGCCCCGGGCUGGAGAGGGCCCCGCGCCGGAGCGUCGGAGAGCUGCGCCUGCUCUUCGAGGCGCGCUGUGCCGCGGUCGCCGCCGCCGCCGCCGCAGGGGAUCCCCGGGCCCGCGCGGCCAAGCGGCGUGGGGGACAGGUGCCGAACGGGCUCCCGCGGGCUCCCCCUGCCCCGGUGAUCCCGCAGCUGACAGUGACAGCUGAGGAGCCGGAUGUACCCCAGGCCAGCCCUGGGCCCCCGGAGCCGGAGGGUGACUGCCUCCCGGCCGGGGGCUCACACCUGCAGCAGCCACGCCGCCUGUCCACUUCGUCGCUCUCCUCCACCGGCUCCUCAUCGCUACUCGAGGACUCGGAGGACGAUCUGUUGAGCGACAGUGAAAGCCGGAGCCGCGGUAACGUGCAGCUGGAAGCGAGCGAGGACGUGGGUCAGAAAAGCCACUGGCAGAAGAUCCGAACCAUGGUGAACCUGCCCGUCAUGAGCCCGUUCAAGAAGCGCUACGCCUGGGUGCAGCUGGCGGGACACACGGGGAGCUUCAAGGCGGCCGGCACCAGCGGUCUGAUCCUGAAGCGCAGCUCCGAGCCCGAGCGCUCCUGCCUGGCGCGGCUGAUGGCCGACGCGCUGCGCGGCUGCGUGCCCGCCUUCCACGGCGUGGUGGAGCGCGACGGUGAAAGCUACCUGCAGCUGCAGGACCUGCUGGACGGCUUCGACGGGCCCUGCGUGCUGGACUGCAAGAUGGGCGUCAGGACGUACCUGGAGGAGGAGCUGACCAAGGCCCGCGAGCGGCCCAAGCUGCGCAAAGACAUGUACAAGAAGAUGCUGGCCGUGGACCCCGCGGCGCCCACCGAGGAGGAGCACGCGCAGCGCGCCGUCACCAAGCCGCGCUACAUGCAGUGGCGGGAGGGCAUCAGCUCCAGCACCACGCUGGGCUUCCGUAUCGAGGGCAUCAAGAAAGCGGACGGCUCCUGCAGCACCGACUUCAAGACUACUCGAAGCCGGGAGCAGGUGAUUCGCGUCUUCGAGGAGUUUGUGCAAGGAGAUGCGGAAGUGCUGAGGAGGUAUCUGAACCGCCUGCAGCAGAUCCGGGACACCCUGGAGGUCUCCGAGUUCUUUAGGAGGCAUGAGGUGAUUGGCAGCUCGCUCCUCUUUGUCCACGACCACUGCCAUCGCGCCGGUGUGUGGCUCAUCGACUUUGGCAAGACCACGCCCCUCCCUGACGGCCAGAUCCUGGACCACAGGCUGCCCUGGGAGGAGGGCAACCGUGAGGACGGCUACUUGCUGGGGCUGGACAAUCUCAUUAGCAUCCUGGCCAGCCUGGCUGAGAGAUGAGGCUGGGUCCUUGUCCCCGCAUGGGCCAGCCGCUGAGACAGAUGUGGACCUGCGGCUGCGUCCUCACCAUGCAUGCCGGCCAGAGACUGGACCCCUGCGGUGCGGGGCAGUUCACAGGGUCCUGCAGGACCAGGUGUCAACCAGUAAGGGGCGCAUCGCCAGCGGGAGGGGGAUGCCCCAAAAGCCCCUGCGUUCCCACAGAAUGACACUAAUUUACUUGAGGGGAGGGGACAGAGGGCUUCCUCAGCCCAGGCCUCCAGAGGAGGCACUGCGCCUGUCCAGAGUGGCCAGAUCAUGACUUUGACUUCCCAGGCAUAGACCUCCUGGUGGAACCUCCCACACUACAAUGGACUCCCCCUCCCAAUAAAAGGCAAAGCCCCAG
This is a messenger RNA of Lepus europaeus (European hare), 1765 nucleotides long. It is a transcript of the gene ITPKA, whose product is annotated as inositol-trisphosphate 3-kinase A. The transcript has 7 exons. Gene Ontology annotation, cellular component: nucleus; cytoplasm. The record is from RefSeq and is a predicted model, not a curated record. NCBI's taxonomy places the organism in Eukaryota, Metazoa, Chordata, Mammalia, Lagomorpha, Leporidae. Gene Ontology annotation, molecular function: inositol tetrakisphosphate kinase activity; inositol-1,4,5-trisphosphate 3-kinase activity. Bases 1 to 1383 code for a protein of 460 amino acids. Gene Ontology annotation, biological process: inositol phosphate biosynthetic process.